UUUCUUUCUUCUUUUAAUUACAAAUAUAUAAUGAAUUCUUAAAACAUGGCACAUUCAAAUAAUAACAAUAAAGAUCAGCUUCCUUCUAUCAACACUAUUCAGCAUCAUGGUAAUCAUUACCAUUUCAUAAAUAAUCCAUCGUUAAUUACAACGACUGAUAAAAGUACUACGAACCAUCAUCAUCAUAGUCGUCUAUUGUAUUUUUUAGCAAAUCCUUCACAAACAAUAACUUCAUUAUCGAGAUUAAAUUUCUUUCAAAAGCCUUCUAUAUUACCUAUAUCUUCUUAUAACAUUACUUCAACUAUUUCUACUCUUACAACACAUAAUAAUAAUUUAACUAACCAUGACAUUAGCAUCACUGCUAAUAACAAUAUACCCUUUGAUAACAAAAUGACUACUGUAUUACCAACACCUCAGCCUUUAUUGCCUCCUCCACAACCUACAAAUCAGACUAUUGCUAUUGCUGCUGUGGAUGAUUGUUGUAAUGAAUGUUGUCCAGUUAUUACCAAUAAAGAUCAUGAUGCAAGAUUAUCUUCAACUAUAGACAAUAAUGUCAUUUUACCUUCAAUUAAACGUAAACGAUUUGAAGACGUAGAACAAAACCAUGAACAGAUACAGUCAUUACAUGUCAAUAAAAAGUUAACGACAAGAAAGGACAAAGAAGAUGUUCGUUGCAAAUGGUCUAAUUGUUCUGCUAAUUUUGAUACAAUUGAAAAUCUUAUACCUCAUCUAUUGAAUCAACACCUAAAGACUUUCCCUAUUAGUAAUAAGAAUGAAGUGAAUUAUUCAUGUUAUUGGGAAUCUUGUACUGAGCGUUUUAGUGGUUCAAAUAUUACAAGUAAUAUAUUACUUGAUCAUAUAACUAAUCAGCAUUUAAAAAGCAGUACAACAAUUACGUUUCAUGUCUGUCGUUGGCUAAAUUGUGAUGAACAAUUCGAUGCUUAUGAGACAUUAACAGUUCAUUUAUCAGAGGUGCAUGUUGGAUCUGGUAAAAGUGAAUAUCGAUGUGAAUGGAUUGCCUGUGAACGUAAAGGGAGAGCAUUUAGUCAAAGACAAAAAUUAAUGCGUCAUAUUCAAACCCAUACAGGGGCAAAACCAUUCCAGUGUCAAACUUGUCUUAAAAGAUUCUCUGAAUCUAAUAUAGUUAUUCAACAUAUGAGAACACAUACUGGUGAGAGACCCUAUAAGUGUGACAUGUGUUCAAAGGAUUUUUCAGUAUCUGCAGCGCUUACAAUUCAUAAACGAAUACAUACAGGAGAGAAGCCAUUUGCUUGUAAAUUCCAACAAUGUACUAAACGCUUUGCAGAGAGUAGUAACUUGACGAAACAUAUGAGAGUACACACAGGUGAAAGGCCCUUUAAAUGUACAGUGGAGCCAUGUGGAAAAGCCUUUUCAAGGCCAGAUCAAGUAGCACGGCAUUUGAAAACACAUAAUAAAAGUCUUUGUUAACAGUAUUCUUCGUCCAUAAAAUAACCAUCAUAAUAAAGCGAGACACCCAGACAAUAGAGUUUAAUAAUUCAUUAUUGGAACGUCUCAAAAAUAAAAUAAAAUGAAUACCGGUCUGUAUUAUUAUCAUGGAAUUGUAUUGAGUCUUAUUAUUAACUUACUUUAAUAACGUAAAUAAGGUUUUCAAACACUUGAAGAUUUGUUAUUAAUAACUCUUAAAUAAAUAAAUACCAAUUUAAGCUCUUUAUUAUAUAAUAAUAACAAUAA
This is a messenger RNA of Cokeromyces recurvatus, 1713 nucleotides long. RefSeq lists its product as uncharacterized. Bases 46 to 1449 code for a protein of 467 amino acids. Gene Ontology annotation, molecular function: RNA polymerase II cis-regulatory region sequence-specific DNA binding; zinc ion binding; DNA-binding transcription factor activity, RNA polymerase II-specific. NCBI's taxonomy places the organism in Eukaryota, Fungi, Mucoromycota, Mucoromycetes, Mucorales, Mucoraceae. The transcript is spliced from 2 exons. Gene Ontology annotation, cellular component: nucleus. Gene Ontology annotation, biological process: regulation of transcription by RNA polymerase II. The record is from RefSeq and is a predicted model, not a curated record.